Cyprinodon tularosa is the source of this 2564-nucleotide messenger RNA. RefSeq names its product anoctamin 9b (gene ano9b). Gene Ontology annotation, cellular component: plasma membrane. The coding region runs from base 258 to 2549 and encodes 763 amino acids. Gene Ontology annotation, molecular function: protein dimerization activity; chloride channel activity. The transcript has 23 exons. Lineage: Eukaryota; Metazoa; Chordata; Actinopteri; Cyprinodontiformes; Cyprinodontidae. The record is from RefSeq and is a predicted model, not a curated record. Gene Ontology annotation, biological process: chloride transmembrane transport.
CUUAAAAAAAAACAAAAAACAACAACCGGCACACCUGUGCACACCUGGCACGCGCCGCGCCACUGCAGUUACCUGGCUGCAGGUAUGCGGAAGUGAGGCGGAGGUAACGUUAGUGCUGCUGUCCGGACAGACAGACAGAUAUAGAGAGAAAGGGGUUUGUUUCCACUAAGCCGGUGUUGGUCUGUGAUAGAGGGACGUUCAUGGAGAGGACACCGGUGAUGAUGAUGAUGAUGAUGAUGCAUUGAUUAAGUUCAGAGAUGUUCUUCAAGGAUUGUAAGGAAAAGAUGGAGCUGCUGGAAAAAGGGAAAGAUGAGCAGCCUCUCCUUCCUGAGCUGCCCGUCCAGAAAACCUUUGACUACGUUCUGGUGGCCGAUAAGUUGGACGACGUCAUGGACAGGAAGUACCAGAAGCAGGAUGAAUUCCUGAAAGAGCUAAAGAAGAAGAAAAUUUCAAUUAAACGGAUAGAACAUGAUGGAAAACUAUUCUACGGCCUGCGUGCUCCCAAUGACAUAUUUGAGGACUAUCAGUACCUGCUUAAAGUCUCCGACUCCUGCAACUGGUGCCAUGAUGAGAAGGGACUGACCCAGGCGAACAAGAUCCGAAUCGUACAUUACAUUUUGGAAAACACCUUCAUCAAGACCGGAGAGAAGCUGGAUGACCUGAUGAUGGAGGAUGUGUUUGAAACUAUGUUCUGUCUUCAUGAGAAAAAGGAACAGAAGAUGCUGCGGGCGAGUUGGGCUAAGUGGGGGAAUUUCUAUAAAGGACAACCUUUCGACGAAAUCAAGUGUUACUUUGGGGAAAAGGUGGCGCUGUACUACCUGUGGUUGGGCUGGUACACCAAACUCCUGGUUCCAGCAUCCGUUCUGGGCAUAGUCGUCUUCCUUUAUGCUCUGGCCUUUUUCAACACCAGCCCUCUCAUAGAUGAGGUGUGUAACUCCAACAUCACCAUGUGUCCUCCCUGUGAAAAGAGGUGCGAUAUAUGGAACCUCUCAGAUACGUGCAGCUACGCCAAGGUCAGCCAUUUGUUUGAUAAUGAGGGCACCGUGGCAUUCGCCAUGUUCAUGGCCAUCUGGGCCACUCUGUUCCUAGAGCUGUGGAAGAGACACAGAGCCAAAUAUGUUUCUAAAUGGAAGGUUUUUGACUGGUGUGAUGAAGAGGAGGAAAUGAUCAUGAAAAUAGUCAACGAUCCAGACUGUCAGCUAAAGGAGUUCACGCACUCUUACAAGCGCAGCGCUCUGGUCCUCAUCCUAGUAACAGUCAUGCUGAUGGUGAUCAUCGGCAUCACUCAUUUUCUUGUGGUGGUUCGAGUGAUUGCCGCCCCCUUGAUGUCAGAAAGCAAGUGGGAAUUUAUGAGCGAACACUCAAAGACUCUGGCUGUGCUGCUGGGCGCAGUGGUUCAUUACGUCACCAUUCAGAUAAUGACCAAGGUCAACAGAUGGGUGGCCCAGAAGCUGUCAUAUUUAGAAAAGCCGAACUCAUUCGCUGCCAGAGAGAGAAGCUUCACCAUCAAGAUGUUCACCUUCCAGUUCUUCACUCUCUUCUCAUCUCUGUUCUAUAUAGCUUUUUUUCUGGGCAGGAUAAACGGCCACCCAGGAAACUACGUGCGCCUUGCAGGGUAUAGACUGGAGGAGUGCCAUCCCAGUGGCUGUUUAACGGACCUCUUUAUCCAGAUGGCAGUCAUCAUGUUGCUCAAACAGACCAUCAACAACAUCUUGGAGUUCAGCGUGCCGUGGGUCAAGGGCUUUGUGAGAAAGAAAACGGCGAAGCGGCUGAAGAGAAACUGCGGUCGCUGUUACAGGAAAGCUUGCCGCGACAAUCGGAAAGAUAUUGAACCGUGUGAUACUUGCAAAAUCCGAAACUGGCUGAGGAACUACCACCUGGGCAACACUGACGCCUUCAGCCUUUUCAAUGAGUUCUUGGAAAUGGUGAUCCAGUUCAGUUUCACCACCAUCUUUGUGGCAGCAUUCCCGCUGGCGCCCCUUCUGGCGCUCAUCAACAACAUCCUGGAGAUCCGGCUGGAUGCCAUCAAGAUGGUCCGCUUGGAGCGCCGUCUCAUUCCAAGGAAGACAAACGACAUUGGUGUGUGGACGAAGAUUUUAGAAGCUGUCGGCGUUAUGGCCGUGAUCGCUAACGGCUUGGUCAUUGGAAUCUCGUCGGACUUUAUUCCUCGUCUGGUUUACCGCUAUCAUUACGGCCCGUGUGCCAACGGCAGCACCUCCUCACACUGCAUGCAAGGCUACAUUAAUGACACCCUGUCCAUCGCCUACAUGAGGCAGGGCAGGCAAGACGAAUUUGUACUUCCAAGGGAGAAGAAUCUCUUUAACGUCACUCAAUGCAGCUACAGAGACUACAGAGAUGCAGAGGACUACUCUCUGACCCCUAAGUUCUGGCUGGUCCUGGCCAUGCGUUUUGCCUUUGUCAUUCUCUUUGAGCAUGUGGUGGUGCUCUGUAAGUUUGUAGCAGCUUGGUUCGUCCCACACAGUGCCACCUCAGUUAAGAACAAGCGUAUGAAGGAUAAACUGGAGCGACUGAAGGAUGAAUUAAAGUAAGUUUGCUGCCUGUCU